AUGGAGGAGCUAAUUGUAAAUCUAAAAACUCAUGAGAUCAAGAAGCAACAAGAGCUAGAGAAGAAAUAUUUUAAAUGGGAAAAAUCUGUGGAAUUAAAGGCUUCAAAGCAUGACUUAACUGGAGAAGAGAUUGAUGUUGCCUAUUUGGCAAGUAGAUUUAUCAAAGCAAUGAAAAGGAGUGGUCAUUUUCAAAGAAUUAGAAGCGGCAGUAACAAGGCAAACAAUAUUGAGGUAUGUCAUAAAUGUGGAAGUCCUGAGCAUUUUAUCAAGGACUGUCCAAUGCACAAGAUGGAUCAUCAAGAUUACCAUAAGGCUGAGGGUGACAAAGGAAAGAUCAGGGACUAG
Molecule: messenger RNA, 345 nt
Organism: Capsicum annuum
Lineage: Eukaryota; Viridiplantae; Streptophyta; Magnoliopsida; Solanales; Solanaceae
Exons: 1
Coding region: 1-345 (114 amino acids)
Molecular function (GO): nucleic acid binding; zinc ion binding
Source: RefSeq, a predicted model, not a curated record